UCGGUUGGGAUUGUGUGUGGAGUAUUCAGAGAGCAAGAAACAAAGGAUUACAAAACGUUUUAGAAUUUCACCAUGAAGGCUUACGCUUGUGUUCUGGUGGCCCUUUUGGCUUUGGCUGCCCCCUCCCAAGCCCUACUGGGUGCCAAGUUGGCUUUAUUGGGAUCGUUAAAGAGUGGCCUUUUGGGAGGCGGUGGUGGAGGAGGAAAUGGCGGUUAUGGUGGCAAUGGAUACGGAGGCGGAAACGGUGGUGGAUACGGCGGCGGCGGCGGCCGCUACGGUGGUGGUUAUGGUGGAGGACAUGGCGGCUAUGGUGGUGGCUACAAUGGCGGCCAUGGUGGUGGCUACAAUGGCGGUUACGGUGGAAGCUAUGGCGGCAGUUCCGGUGGCUACAAUUAUAAUCGUCCCGUCUUUACUGGUGGCAAUUCUAACUAUGGCUGGGGUCAACAAGGCUAUGGUGGGGGUUAUGGCGGCAAUACCGAAGUCAUUAAGGUUAUUAAAGUCAUCGAGCAACAACCUGCUGCUGUUUCUUAUCCCACAGCUUAUGCCAGUAGCUCGACUUCUGCUGAAGCAUCGUCCUCUUCUGGCUGGACUCCCAUAUCAGAUCCCGCUCCAAUCCCAGUUACAGUUACAGUUGCACAACCCAUUCCCGAGCCCAUUCCACAACCUCCACCAGUUGUAGUAGCUCAUCCAAAACCAGUAUAUGUGUCUGCACCACAGCCCAUUCCCGUGCCCAUACCACAUCCUCAGCCAGUUGUUGUAGCUCAACCAAAACCAGUGUAUGUGUCUGUACCACAACCUCAACCCCAACCCCAACCCCAACCUAUUCAAUAUCUACCACCUCCGAAGCCUGUUCAAGUACAUAAACCCAUUACGUACCAAGUUCAGAUUCAACCCCAACACCAACCCCAACCCCAACCCCAAUACCACCAAUACCACCAAUAUCAACCUCAAUAUCAACAUUAUGAACCUUCAUACCAACAAUCCUAUCAACCAACUUACAAACAAUCCUACCAACCUUCAUAUGAAGCUCAGGCUCCUGUCAAGACUGUCCAUGUGGUUGUUGAAGGUUCUGCCGAUACUCAUACUCCCGCCCAAACCUAUGGACCUCCCCCAGCUGUCACCUCCAACUCUGCUGGCUGGAAUAGCAACUCAUGGAGCAGCAACUCUGUUGGAAGUGGACCUUGGAAGAGCGGCGGUGUUUGGGAGAGCGUCGGUUGCUAGUCACAAAGUAUUCUACCUAAAUUACAAAUUAUUAGAUUUAAUUUAUAAUUAAUAGACCUGAAUGCCACUAUAUUCAAUGUGUUCUACAAAGAGUACAACCAAAUAGUGUAAAUCAAACAAAGAUUCUGUAACGAAUAUUUACGAGUAUUGGACGAAUAAAA
Molecule: messenger RNA, 1382 nt
Organism: Stomoxys calcitrans (stable fly)
Lineage: Eukaryota; Metazoa; Arthropoda; Insecta; Diptera; Muscidae
Product: tyrosine-protein phosphatase non-receptor type 23
Exons: 1
Coding region: 73-1221 (382 amino acids)
Source: RefSeq, a predicted model, not a curated record